Molecule: messenger RNA, 1121 nt
Organism: Oncorhynchus kisutch (coho salmon)
Lineage: Eukaryota; Metazoa; Chordata; Actinopteri; Salmoniformes; Salmonidae
Product: transcription factor 15-like
Exons: 2
Coding region: 288-833 (181 amino acids)
Biological process (GO): developmental process; regulation of transcription by RNA polymerase II
Molecular function (GO): RNA polymerase II transcription regulatory region sequence-specific DNA binding; protein dimerization activity; DNA-binding transcription factor activity, RNA polymerase II-specific
Source: RefSeq, a predicted model, not a curated record
CUGAACAUUGUAUGGCUUGAACAACUCCUCCCAUCCAGCUAUAAGAGCUCGGUGGGUCAGAAUACUAUGGAGAGAUGCUCAAGACAUUGAACAAACACGUGGUCUGACGAAAACGAGACAUUUCAAAAGCAACAACUCCUUGAAACUAUAAUUAGGCCUACACAUUAGAGACAUAGGCCUCGUCUACAUUAGGUCACCAAAAUGCAUGCAUAGAACAGUCCCUCGUUUGGGGUUUCUCCUCUUUUUCUUGGGCCAUCGUUUUAGAGGCCCAGAACCAAAACAUUUCGAUGAUGACCUUUGCCAUGCUGCGGCCAAUGGCGACUCAUAUGAUCAGCUACCCAGACCUGGGUAUGAUGUCCGAGGCCGAGGAUAACCGCAGUGAGAGCGACGGUAGCUCGGAUCAGAGCUAUGGAUGCUGCGUCUCCGCUGACAAACGUCGGAGGAUUUCCAGAAAAUCGGGAGGCAGCGGUGUUGUAAUAGUGAAACAGCGGAACGCAGCCAAUGCCAGGGAGCGCGACCGUACACAAAGCGUCAACUCGGCAUUUACUGCACUCCGGACUCUUAUACCCACUGAGCCCGUGGACAGAAAGCUCUCCAAGAUUGAGACGCUUCACUUGGCAUCCAGCUAUAUCUCCCACCUCGCCAACACCCUGCUGCUCGGAGACGGGAAUGGAGAUGGACAACCUUGUCUUGGCGCGGUUUACUUGCAAGGAGAAAGCGGUCGAAAGCAGCCUCGCACCAUCUGUACCUUCUGUUUGAGCAACCAAAGAAAGCGGAUUAAUGAUGGCAAAGAGAUGCGGGGUAUUGGUUCACUGAGGAUGAGCCGCAGAUAGAAGACCAGACAAUAAACCACAGCAACCAGAACCACAACUCCCCAUUCACAACUCAGGGAACACUGAAAGCCGGUCAUAACAGAACCAUAUUCAUCAUCCUGGAGAAUAUGUUACCAGAGACUAUUUAUACUUGAGGGAAAGGCAAUGGAACAAAACAAGGCCUAAUAUGUGAAGCCUUUAGAAAAUGCAGUGCAUUUAUUGAUAGAGAAUUUAUAGAUUUUUAUAUCUGUGUGAUAUUUGUGUUGUACAUGUAUUACAUUUUGAAAUAAAAUAUAUUUUUUAUCUAAA